AUGUACCGCUCCCUCCUCCGUUCUUCUGCUUCUCUUUCUUUUCAGUUCCCAAGAUACCCUGCUCCUUUGAAGCUUCUUACGGUUGUUGCUCGCAAUAUGUCUGGUCUUUCAGUUGAGCUUACGGCACCUAAUGGUGUCAGGUAUACGCAGCCUACUGGUCUGUUCAUCAACAAUGAAUGGGUCAAGUCGUCGAAGGGAAACAAGAUUUCUAGCAUAAACCCUAGUGAUGAGAGCGAGAUUUGCUCCGUCGAAGCCGCCGAAGUCGAGGAUAUCAACAAGGCCGUAGCCGCAGCAAGAANNAAGGCAUUCAAGGGCGAGUGGAGAGAGAUUGCCAGCACUGACAGAGGGNAGCUCAUGAUCAAGUUGGCCAACUUGAUUGAACAACACAAGGAAGUUCUUGCAACAAUCGAGACUUGGGACAAUGGUGAGCAACACUCUCUACAAUGCCUCAGAAGACUAGAGUUGACAAGAGUUGUACAGNGCAAACCGUACUCAGUCGCAUUGAACGAGGACCUGGGCGAAGUCAUUGGAACACUCAAAUACUACGCUGGAUACGCAGAUAAGAUCCACGGACAAGUCAUCGAUACCACACCAGCCAAGCUGGCCUACACAAUCCGCGAGCCCAUUGGUGUUUGCGCUCAAAUCAUCCCUUGGAACUACCCUCUCGCCAUGGCAGCAUGGAAGCUUGGUCCCGCUCUCGCUGCUGGAAACACCAUCGUCCUCAAGCCCGCCGAGCAGACUCCUCUUGCUAUCCUCUACCUCGCCAACUUGAUCAAGGAGGCUGGUUUCCCACCUGGUGUCGUCAACAUCGUAAACGGCUAUGGUCGUGAAGCAGGCUCUGCCCUCGUCCAGCACAUGGACGUCGACAAAGUCGCUUUCACCGGCUCCACCGCAACCGGCCGCGAAAUCAUGAAGAUGGCUGCCGUCAACCUCAAAAACAUCACCCUCGAGACUGGCGGCAAGUCUCCUCUCCUGGUCUUCGACGACGCAGACCUCGACCAAGCAGUCAAAUGGUCACACAUCGGCAUCAUGUCCAACCAAGGCCAGAUCUGCACAGCCACCUCACGCAUCCUCGUCCAAGAAGGCAUCUACGACAAGUUCAUCGCAGCCUUCAAGGACCACUGCAAGGAGACCAGUGUCGUCGGCGACCCCUUUGCCGAAUCUACUUUCCAAGGCCCCCAAGUCACAAAGCAACAAUACGAGCGCGUGCUCUCCUAUGUCGAAGCCGGAAAAUCCGAAGGCGCAAAACUCAUCUCUGGCGGCGAGCCCUUCAAGCAAGACGGCAAAGGUUUCUUUGUCAAACCCACCAUUUUCGCAGACGUCAAGGACGACAUGCGCAUUUUCAAGGAAGAGGUGUUUGGGCCUUUUGUGGUAAUUUCGAGCUUCAAGGAUGAGCAAGAGGCGGUGGAUAGAGCCAAUAACUCUACAUAUGGUUUGGGCUCUGCGGUGUUUACUCAAGACAUUACAAAGGCGCACCGUGUGGCGAGAAAAAUUGAGGCUGGUAUGGUGUGGAUUAAUUCGAGCAAUGACUCGGAUUACCGUGUUCCGUUUGGAGGUGUCAAGCAGAGUGGUAUUGGCAGGGAGUUGGGUGAGGCUGGUCUUGAGGCCUACACCAACAAGAAGGCUAUUCACGUCAACUUGGGCACCAAGCUGUAA
Molecule: messenger RNA, 1656 nt
Organism: Aureobasidium vineae
Lineage: Eukaryota; Fungi; Ascomycota; Dothideomycetes; Dothideales; Saccotheciaceae
Source: the annotation of a GenBank genome assembly